Cannabis sativa is the source of this 1083-nucleotide messenger RNA. RefSeq lists its product as uncharacterized. NCBI's taxonomy places the organism in Eukaryota, Viridiplantae, Streptophyta, Magnoliopsida, Rosales, Cannabaceae. The transcript has a single exon. The record is from RefSeq and is a predicted model, not a curated record. Bases 1 to 1083 code for a protein of 360 amino acids.
AUGGUCAAGCAUUGUAUUGCUAAUCAAAAGGCUGGUUUGGUUGGUCUCCUUGAGACGAGAGUUAAGGCUCCAAAGCUUGGAGCCUUAUAUAUGAAUAUGUUUUCGGGUUGGUAUUUUACUACUAAUUUGGCUUGGCAUAAGGGAGGAAGAAUUAUCUUAGCUUGGAAUCCUAAUCAGUUCACAGUGUGUAUCAUGAAUUGCUCGAGUCAAUUUAUCCACACUCGGGUUACAACUUUUGAUGGUAAAUAUCAAUUUUAUGCAACCUUUGUGUAUGGAUUUAAUGAAGAACAAGGAAGGCAGCAAAUGUGGCAGGGUUUACAAGGUCUUUCUAAUACUGAUCCUUGGAUAGUAUUAGGGGAGUUUGAUGACAUCCUUUAUAAGGAAGAACGAAUAGGUGAAAGAGUAAGGCAUGGUAAUUCGAAUGCCUUUGCAGAUUGUGUUUCUAAAUGUCACCUUGAAGACAUUAAAUAUUCGGGAAGCUAUUUUACGUGGAGUAAUAAGCAGAGUGCAGCUGAUAGAAUUUAUUCCAAGAUCGAUAGAGUUUUGGCUAACGAGGCCUGGAUGGAAUUAUUGCCAACUGCAGAAGCUAUCUUUCUCACAGAAGGCUUAUUUGAUCACACACAUGCAGUGGUUUCUAUACACCCUGCUUUGGAGAGUGGAAGGAAGCCCUUCAAGUAUUUUAGGAUGUGGUCUUCCCAUCCUAACUUUCAGCAGAUUAUCUCAACAAUUUGGAAUCAACAUGUGCAAGGCACAAAAAUGUACCAGGUUGUUACCAAGGUAAAAGCUCUUAAAUAUGCAUUUAAAGAGCUAAACAGGUGCUAUUUUUCUGACAUUCAAGCAGCUGAUGUUAAAGCCAGGCAAGACCUAAUCGAUUGUCAAACUACACUUCAAAAGGAUCCAUUGAGUAAAGUUUUACAGGAGCAGGAGGCUGAUUCCAAGAAGCUAUAUGCUGAUGUACACAAAACCUGUUGUCCGUUCUUGCACCUGAAAUCGAGAAUGGCAUGGAUAAAGGAUGGAGAUGAAAAUUUUGCUCUUUUCCAAUUCAGUAUUCAUGAAAGAAGGAACCAGAACAAGAUCUUAUAA